UGAAUUUGUAUCUCUGUUUGUUUGAAAUUGUUCCAUUACCGCUCACUGUUUUUGACGUUUUUUUUUUUAUUCGGGAUUUGUUUUUCCUUAUUUUGAAUCUAGUCGUAUAAAUGCAGAGUCUCUUCUUUAUUAUGGAAUUUGCAUUUGGUGUUUAAUGAAACCCUAAACAAAAUACAUGUUUUGUCACUAGGUUCUAACAAAUAUUGUAACACUGUUUUCACUCCAAUGACGAAGAAGAAGAAGAACGGUUGCAAAGUGACCUGUAAUCAGGAGCUGAAAGAGGAUGAUAAUGUUGUGCACGAGCAAGAAGAAGAGGAGAAGCCAUCUCAGAAGAAGGCAGGUAGUGAAAUUGAUGAAAUAUUCGCUGGGAAAAAGAGAAAGAAAUCUGAUGAUGAGAAAACAAAUAACAAUAAGAAGAAGAUGAAGAAAAAGAAGAAGAAGACCAAAGAGCAAGAUGAUAAUGAUGAUGGUGGCUUUCUAGACAAACCUUCCCGAUCAAGAAAGAAAACCAGUGAUGGACUCACAAUCUACACUGAAGAUGAGUUGGGCCUCAAUAAGGCAGAUGCUGGAGGUACUCCGCUCUGUCCAUUUGAUUGUUCUUGCUGCUUUUGAUGCUUUGCCGGAAACUUUGCUCUGUGAUUCUGACCCUUUCUACUUGGAUGCAUUGCCUUUUUUCUUUCUUAUUAUACUUUUAGUAGGAUCAAAAUAGGGUUCAGGUUACCUUGUGUUGGGAUCAGUUGGAAUUUUGGAGCAGAGUUACAAUAGCUCUCGUUGUUGUCCUUCCUCUGUAAUGUAAUUGUGUAUGCAAUUAUGCAUAGGUAUUAGUAAUUUAUUAAUGAAAUAGUGGAAAAUCUUUUGAAGUCCUUAAUCUCAUUACAUUCAACUCUUUUCUUUUUCUUCCCCUUUUUAUAGAAUUUCUCAUGUUCAAUUUGGAUGUUGUUCUUAGUUCUUACUGCUUAAGUAAUGCGCCAAAGCAAUAUCUGUUAUGUACUUACUAUAGUUUCUAUAGGCAUUGGUUUUAGAAUCUGUUUCUGAAUCUUUAUAGACUGAUGAUUCCCAGAAAGCACAUUCAUUUUGUUUGGUGGUA
Arachis ipaensis is the source of this 1087-nucleotide messenger RNA. The record is from RefSeq and is a predicted model, not a curated record. Lineage: Eukaryota; Viridiplantae; Streptophyta; Magnoliopsida; Fabales; Fabaceae.